Molecule: messenger RNA, 1488 nt
Organism: Candida dubliniensis CD36
Lineage: Eukaryota; Fungi; Ascomycota; Pichiomycetes; Serinales; Debaryomycetaceae
Gene: CAP1
Product: DNA-binding transcription factor
Exons: 1
Coding region: 1-1488 (495 amino acids)
Cellular component (GO): RNA polymerase II transcription regulator complex
Molecular function (GO): DNA-binding transcription activator activity, RNA polymerase II-specific; transcription cis-regulatory region binding
Source: RefSeq, a predicted model, not a curated record
AUGACAGAUAUUAAAAGAAACUUUUCUGAUAUUGCUUCACCAGCAAAUCUAGAUGAUACUAAGAAACUUCACGUAGAUACAACCACAACAACAAAAGUAGGUAGGAAACCAAUAGAAACCGAACCCAAAUCAAAGAGAACAGCUCAAAAUAGAGCUGCUCAAAGAGCAUAUCGUGAACGUAAAGAACGUAAAAUGAAAGAAUUGGAAGAUAAAGUGAGAUUAUUAGAAGAUGCCAAUGUUAGAGCAAUAACUGAAACCGAUUUUUUACGGGCUCAAGUUGACGUGUUGAAAAAUGAAUUGGCUAAAUAUACUGGUGGUAGUGAUUUUCUGGAUUUGAAUUUACCUACUAAAGUUGGUCAUUUAUCACAUCCAAAUAAUCAUCACAGUAAUGUUUCUACAGGUACACCUCAUGGGUCGAUUUCAUCUUCUAAUUCUGUUGCAAGUUUAGAUAAUGAGAAGCCUUCAAGUGCCUCAUCUGUUUCAAACAAUUCGCCUGGUUUUGCUUUUGAUAACCCUUGGUCUAAAGAUAAUUUACAAAAAUUAAAGCAACAACAGAAAGUUCCUCAAGGUGUGCCAGAUUUGGUACUGGGUUCGUCUUCAUCAUCUACUCCUUUGAAUGACAAUUUAUUGGUUACUCCUGAUUCAUUGACUAGCUUGUCAACAUCGAGUAAAUAUACCGGUCAGAAUAAUGUACCAACCAAUUUAGAUUUCACCAAUCAGUUUGAUGAGCAAGUUGAUCCAUUUUGUGUUAAAUUGAAUGAAGCAUGUGGAACCAAAAGUAAUCCAGUGCCCAAGUUUAAACGUUCAACCUCUAAGACAAAUACUUCUACAACAAAUACUUCACCGCUUGCCCAUUUGGUAUCACCAGAAUCGCAACAAUACAACAAUCCUACUAAUGCUGAAUUCAUGAAUGAUCCAUUUUUCAAUGGUAUGGGAGCUGAUUAUAACUUUAAUUUUGAUACCAAAAAUGGAUCCAUUCAAGAUCCUUUAUCAUUUUUACAAGAUGAUAACUUUGAUCUUGCAUUGGCAUUUGGUGAUCCAAGUCCGCCGGGAAACGAAGCAGAAGCAGAUCCAAUUUCAUUAUUAACAACAGAAGAAUCUAUAUAUGAUCCAUUGGCAAACAACAACAAUAACAACAAUACUAAUCAACUUUGUAGUACUGUUAAGACCGAUGAUGUCAAUACUGAUUUUAACUUUAAUGAUUUUGUUAAGAAUUCAUUACCUGAAAAACAAGAGAAAGGUAAAUAUGAACCACCAUCAUCAUCCAAAAUUACCACAAUCGAAGAAGAUGAAGUUGUGCCGGCACCUCCACAAACACUCAAAUGUAGUGAAAUUUGGGAUAGAAUAACAUCACAUCCAAAAUAUACUGAACUCGAUAUUGAUGGGUUAUGUAAUGAGUUGAAAAGUAAAGCAAAAUGUUCGGAAAAGGGAGUAGUGAUAAAUACUGCUGAUGUGAAUCAAUUACUAGAGCGAAGUAUAAAACAAUGA